UCCAAGAUGGAGGCCAUCAUGACUGCUCUCGCUAAGGUCCGCAACGAUCUUGAACAGGCGCGUUCUGAAACAGCCGACUUAAGGGAAGAAUUGCACUCUCAGCAAAGCAAAAACAUGGAGCUCCAAAAUCAGCUGGAGAUGUCAGAGAUGGAGAAACAGCGACUUGUUCAGGAAGUCAGUGACUUACGAGAUACCGUGGAUCAAAUGAAUGAAGAGAAGAGGAAAUUUGGUCAAAACUUCAAGGAUGAAUUGCGAGAAUUGUUGUCGUAACUACACGAAAUUAAACUAGGGAUAUUCUGAGACAGAUGCUCAUUUGGAUAAAAGUAACGUAGUUCAAUCAAAUUCGAUAUACUACCAUGUACUGCGGAAAACAUGGUGCGCAUUAAUUUGUGACUUAUAUGUAAUUGUGCUUCACGCAGCCGUCAAGAUUUAUCGAGCUGUUUUUCGCCCCUUGCUGUUUAGAUUAGACGGAUAUUUGAACGAGACUGUGUUAUUAGUCGUAAUGUCUAAGACGAUGUUUACAUAACCAAUGUCAUUGUGACCUUGUCAAGUCACUACGCAGCUUUGCACGUCUGUCUCACUAUGUAUAAACGAACCUGGUGUGCAUGUCUAACUGAUGCUUAUAUUCGCCGUUGUCAGGCUCGCUGGCAUGAUGGAGCAAAUGUGGAGUUACUUAACAAGGAAGGUACAGCUGACGGUGUGUGGGAGCUUCACCUGAGUGGAAUUCGUUACGUGUUAAAAUCCUUUUGAUCUCUGCAAACACAGACGGUAAAUCUUGACCACGGGACAAGCUACGAGUCACAAUGGAAAAUACAAGACAAACCAGAGGGCAGCUAUAGGUCUGCGCUUUGUGUCUGUCUUCAAAGGAUUCAUUUUAAACAUAUUCUAUGGAAAUAACCACGUCAAAAUAUUAUCCAAACUUUACUGCUUUACCGAAAAAAAAAGCGGUUGAAAGGCUGACUGAGUCAAUAUGACAUUACUGUUGCAUUCGGCUGCCCUGCACUGCCUUCUUGCCUGUUGCGAAGUUGAUCUCUAGCAGUGGACAUAAAUAUAUUCGUUAUAACCAAAGGCUUUGGACAUUGCUCCGAAAAAAAAAUGCAGGGAAUUGUUUUUUUUUUCUUUUUACAUAUUUUUCUGUCAAUAAAUGUACUUCUUGACAUACAA
Molecule: messenger RNA, 1164 nt
Organism: Liolophura sinensis
Lineage: Eukaryota; Metazoa; Mollusca; Polyplacophora; Chitonida; Chitonidae
Product: coiled-coil domain-containing protein 14-like
Exons: 3
Coding region: 7-270 (87 amino acids)
Source: RefSeq, a predicted model, not a curated record